CUGAGCAGAGUGCGGCGAGCGCGACGAGCGCGGCGCGGGCGGCGGUCCAUGGCCCCGACGGGAGGCGCGCCGCCCGCACCCGCAGCUCGGCGUCCGGCCUGAGCGGACCGCGCCGCGCAGCCACCCGGUCCUCGGCUUGGGCUUAGCUUGCAGAUCUUCUUCAUGGAAGCGAUGUCACCGCAGCAGGAUGCUCUAGGGGCGCAGCCGGGGCGCUCCUCCUCGCUGACAGGCAUGUCUCGCAUCGCGGGAGGCCCUGGCACCAAGAAGAAAAUGAAAACACUCGCAGAAAGGAGGAGAAGCGCCCCGUCCCUCAUCCUGGACAAAGCCUUACAGAAGCGGCCGAGCACCAGAGACAGCCAUUCUGCCAGCAUUGACACGUGUGCAUUUCUGUCGUCGUUCAUGUGCUCCAGUCGGACUCUGCUGAUUGAUGGUCCAGUGGAACUUAAAAGAGGCCUGCAGAGGCAGGAGAGGCAUCUUUUCCUAUUCAACGAUCUGUUUGUCUCAGCCAAAAUCAAAUAUAACAACAAUUUUAAGAUAAAGAAUAAAAUAAGACUAACCGACAUGUGGACAGCUAGCUGUGUGGAGGAAGUGGGAGAAGGCAACACGAAUGCUCUGAAGUCCUUUGUCCUGGGCUGGCCUACCGUGAACUUUGUGGCUACUUUCAGUUCUCCAGAACAAAAGGACAAAUGGCUGUCUCUCCUUCAGAGAUACAUCGCUCUAGAAAAGGAGAAAGACUACCCGAAGAGCAUCCCCCUCAAAAUCUUCGCCAAGGACAUUGGAAACUGUGCCUAUUUUAAAACUAUAACAGUAAUGAAUUCAGACACAGCAAGUGAAGUUAUCAACAUGUCACUGCAAAUGUUAGGGAUCACUGGCUCUGAGAGAGAUUACCAACUGUGGGUAAAUUCUGGAAAAGAAGCGGCACCGUACCCACUCAUUGGACAUGAGUAUCCUUAUGGAAUUAAAAUGAGCCACCUCCGAGACACUGCCCUUCUGACGCAGGGAUCAAAAGACUCCGCCAGCCCAUCCCAGCUCCAAGAGCCUUUCCUCAUGGAGCAGCUGCCCCGCGAGAUGCAAUGCCAGUUCAUCCUGAAACCUACCCGCCUGGCGACAGCCCAGCAACUGAGCGAUUCCAGCCAGAAGACAUUUAAAAGGAGGCGCUCUAUCAUCAACUGGGCUUUUUGGCGGGGUUCUAGCACACACCUGGACAACCUGCCCAUGUCACCAACAUCCCCUAUGCCAGGACAGCUCUUUGGAGUUUCUUUACCAGAUCUUUGUGAGAACGACAAUCUGCCAAAGCCUAUCUUGGAUAUGCUUUCCUUCCUUAACCAAAAAGGCCCCCUCACAAAAGGCAUCUUCAGGCAGUCGGCCAACAUGAAAUCUUGCAGAGAGCUAAAGGAGAAACUGAAUUCUGGAAUGGAAGUCCACCUUGACUGUGAAUCCAUCUUUGUGAUAGCAUCUGUGUUGAAGGAUUUUCUGAGAAAUAUUCCAGAAAGUAUCUUUUCAUCAGAUCUUUAUGAUCACUGGGUCUGUGUAAUGGAUCAAGGAAAUGAUGAAGAAAAAAUAAAUAUAAUUCAAAGGCUAUUAGAUCAGCUUCCCAGAGCCAAUGUUGUUUUCCUAAGGUAUCUGUUUGGGGUAUUACACAACAUUGAACAACAUUCCUUGUCUAAUCAGAUGACUGCAUUUAACUUAGCAGUGUGUAUCGCUCCAAGCAUUCUUUGGCCUCCCGCUUCCUCCAGUCCAGAGCUAGAAAAUGAAUUUACAAAAAAGGUUUCUCUUCUUAUACAAUUUCUGAUUGAAAACUGCUGUAGGGUAUUUGGAGAAGAAAUCGCUUCUCUCUUGGGGGAGCUUUCUGAGAGAAGCGACAGAGAACACACCCCAGAUAUGACUUGCUUCCAAAUGAACGACUCCUCCUAUGACAGCUUGGAAAACGAGCUCAAUGAGGAAGCUGAUGCUCCGUGCAGUGACCUGGUCAAAAAGCUUGGCCAGGGUAGCAGGAGCAUGGACUCUGUCUUAACCCUCAGCGACUAUGACCUUGAACAGCCUGAAGUGGAAGGCCUCUUAACCCUGAGCAACUUUGACUUAGAUCAGUCUAAAGAGGAACACAUUCAGAUAAAGCCACCUCUGGAGCCCAAGCCAGUGAAUGUUUUCGUAGCCUACAGGAAGGUUUCACUAGGGGAGCACGCUAGGGCCCCAGCUGGCCCAGGCACACUCAGUUGCCUGCCUGUGGCUGCAGCAGAUGCCCCGAAAGUCCUGCGGCGGCUCCGGCGCUCCUCAGAACCCAGCAUUGACUAUCUAGACACAAAGCUUUCCUAUCUCCGGGAGUUUUACCAGAAAAAGCUGCGCAAGUCCAGCUGCGAUGCUGUUCUCUCUAGAAAAGAUGAAGAUUACCUGAAGCAGACCCAGCCUCAGAAGAAAGGGGAUAAGGUGUGUCUUAAACAGAGUUCAGUGACAGGCACUGACGUCAGCAAGAGAAACGCAACUAAUGAAAACAUUAAGAAGAAAAGCUUGUCUGGUCAUGAAGGAACUCAAGUGACACUUUUUACUAAGUCCAAGCCAGUACCCAUUUCUGUGGCAUCUUACAGCCACGGGUCCUCCCAGGAUCAUCCCAGGAAGCAAGCCUUUGAUGCAGACCCAUGCAGGUUCUCCCCACCACACCUAACAGAUGCCCAAAAGAGUUCAAGGGUGCAACAUCGGCGCUGUUCGGAACCCAGCAUAGAUGACCAGAACUACAAGCUGUCCUAUCUCAGGGGGAUCUAUUCAAUGAAACAAAAUAAAGCCAGCUGUGAGGCUGGCCUCUUGCAUGGGGAGGAGGAUUAUCUCAGAAGGCAUAAGUCUUUGCAAAUCGAGGGCCAAAAGCUUAUUAAUCAGAGUUUGGUCAUGGGCAUUGAGGUGGGCAAGAGCAGCGGCUCUCACCAAAGCACUGAGAAGGUUUUGCCCCCAAGACUAAACCUUUGCCCAAGGGCAAGCUAUUCAAGCUUAUCUUCCCCAGGCUCGUCCCCAUCCGGCUCCUCUGUAAGCUCCCAGGACAGCGCUUUCUCUCAGAUCUCUGAGCACUCCGUGUUUACGCCCACUGAAACCUCCUCACCAAUAGAUUGCACUUUCCAGACACAAAGAAAACAAGAGCUGUCUUCAGACUUUGACAGUCCCAGCCUUGUUUCCGGAAUGCCCGGUCCCUCCAUGGGGCAGGCCAGCAGCCACCUAGCUUAUUUAAGAAAGGGUACCACGGAGCAGCCAUCACAAAUGCAUUCUGUAACCCUUCACCCCAGUGCGUGGUUGAGAAGUGGCUUGGUCACUUUAAAAAACUGGUCCCUCAAAAAGAAAACAAAAGCAGCCAGACCAGAAGACAGGAAAGUCUGUUCCCUGAAAGAGCCUCUGGAGUUACCGUCAUGUGCUUCCGGUACCCCAGAGGCUGACUCUCUACAAGAGAGUCAGGAUGACUUACAGGGAGAUGAAGGACCUGGGCAAACAGCCUGUGGAUUCAGUUCUUAUGCCUGUCAGGACUCAGAGCAACAUGCCGGCUCUCCAUUCCACCUGGCAGAAAGCAGACUCAAGCCUUGUAUGAAGUUAUAUAAGGGAGAAGAGAGUGGAGGGCAGUACCCUUGUGAUAACCCUUGGGAAGGAGCCUCUUCAAGUCUGGAGACCUCGGAGGAUGCAGCCAACCCAGGUGCAGAACCUAACGUUUGCGAUGACGGGAACAGAUAUUUAACCAAAGACCGUUACCUACAAUAAGAAUCUGAUAUCAAAAUAAUCCAAUGUCUUUAAGAACAGGAACUGGGCCAAUGAAAACACAGACAGUAAUUAGAUAACCCCACUUAUAAGGCACCUGGGGGCAUGUAGCACAAGGACAAUCACUGCUAAUAUGGCAAUUUCUUUGUUAAGAUUAUGUGGCAAAAAUUUGUUGAGACGUUACAUGAUCUAAGGUUUUGGAAGGCUUUUCCUAUUAAAGCAUGGGUUAAGUCCUUUUCUGAGAUUUUCAGAUACUGACAGAAGGGUAGAGGAAGUAUCCUCUGUAGAAGAUGCCUUCAUGUCAGCAGUCUAAGAGUUCAGGUGUUUUGAGAAGACCAGAGUACCUUAAAUUCAGCAUCGGUGACACAUAGAGAAGAGUGGGAGAGAGAAGCCAUCUUUAUGCCAUGGAAUAAGUAGGCAAGAAAAGGGGGGGCCACUGAGACACUCAGAAAAGCAUGUAUGCUCACUAAGGAAAUCAUGUAAAAUCUGUCCCUAAAGCCAAAUCAGUGGCCAUUUCUGUGGCUGUUCUUAGUCACAUUUAUCUUCACUGGGUCAUUUUUGGGACCAGCUCGUUGAUGAAGUCAGAGUAGAGAAAACUAGUGGGUAAAGUGCCAUGGGUGCUGGGCCAACACAGCCUGUAAUCGGGCAGCUCGGUUGGUUUUUGUUGUUGUUGACUUUCUCUUAGGGUUGAGUGCAUUCACAUGUAUCUUUCUGAAAUGGAGAUACAAAGACAAGGAAGGAAGGGUUUGCCCAUUUUAGUGUCCUACCCACAGUCCCUAUGCAACUGUGUUCUGGGAAUGUAACGUAUCCCUACAUAAAGGAACCUGCUGAUAGCAUGCAUCUCAUAGCGCAGAAGAAUAGCCACAUAAGAAUUAGGGAAAUUAAUCUCGAUGUCAGUUUUCCCUAGCUGACUAAUCUCAGGGGCAAGACUUCAGAGAAACAAGAGAUGCUGGAGUUGGUAGCAGCCAUGCAAUGGUAUUGUGCUGUGAUCAGUAAGUAAAUAUGUGCAUAGAUGUACCCAGAUCAGGAAGCUGGGUCCUGUAGUACAUACAGUAUAUUACAGAAAGUGGCCUCUCUUACUUAGACCUAAUGGCCAGUUGCCAUGUGACACUUGUGUACAGAGAUAUACCCAGAUCAGGAAGCUGGGUCCUGCAAUACAUACAAGAUAUUACAGAAAGUGGCCCCUCUAACUUAGACCUAAUGGCCAGUUACCAUAUGACACUUCUCUAUAGAAGUCAUACUUUUCUCAUUUUGAAAAAUGGCAGUUUCCUGCAACAGCUCUCCCUUCUUGGUUCCACAAGCAGUAUUUAUCAAUAUGGCAUCUCUGUGGAAUGUUUCACUGUAGCCCUUCCUGUUAGAUUACAGUCAGCCAAGAGGAGACAAGGGACAACUGUUAAUUAUUCUUUCAUUCUACAGAUUGUUCCCGAUUUGAGUUUGGCAGACUGUAAGAUUAUUGAGUAGAACACAAUGACGUUGCUCUUGGGUGGUCUCUGAUGGCCACUGCCUUUGGGGUUUCUUGCUGAAGUUCUCCACUUUUCACAAAUGAUUUGUAGUUUAUAAAUAUUCAAGUUUAGACCCUGGCAGUUUAUCAUAGACCUUUGUCCUCUCUCUCUACCUUCAAGGCUACAUCAGUAUGUCUUCCUUCCACGUCCAGAAUGAAAUGGAAGGAUACACCCUAAGAUAGAUGCGCAUCUUCCUUCAUUUGAGCUACUCCCCUAGUACAAAAGUUUCCUAAAGUCUAUGUGAUCUCUUGAAUCCCUGUUUUAAAAAAAAAAAUCCACUUGAAAAAUAGCUUAUCCCAAAUUAUUACUCCUACCAGUCACCAGGAAACUCGUGGCAGAUGUCUCCUUCUCCUAAACAUCACAGUGUCAGUUAUAGGAUAAGGACUUAUCUCAGUAUUAAAUAUUGAAGUGCCACCUACCUCUCAGGCAUGGCCCUGUUUACCCUAAUCAUAAUUAACUUUCAAACUCUGUGUCCAGUGAGCUCCUUCAUGACACUUGGCAAUCUCAACCAGAUGUAAGCAACCACAUCCAUAUGAAGACGCCUCCAUGUCCUCCACAUCCAUAUCUUUUGUGGUAUUAGUAUAUACAGUUGGCAGAUCAACGCUUCCCUUUAGAGCAUACUACUGUCAGAACUGCAAGAUGUGAAUGAAGAUCUUAUGGCUUAGAUUGUCUCUCUGUAAGAAAUGUCUCCUAAACAAAGUAAAGUGUCCUGGCUUUUCUCUCCCCACCUCAUCCCCACCCCCUUUCAUAAUGGUCCAGUAGAAAAUCAUCCACUGAGUUUGAAGCAUAGAAGAAAAUAGCUGGUAAGGUUCUCUGCCAACCAUUCUGACUCUGUUUCCUUAGAUGCUCCCAGGAUACUUAAUGUGAAUAGUCUGUUAAUAUUGCUGUAAAGUAUUGUAUGAAGGCAGACAUGUCAUUUUAUUAGACUCCAUCAAUCUAUAAUAUAUUAGACUGAUUCUUUAUCUCAAAUGCGAUGAGUUUGUAUAAUAUAUCUUGACAAAUUUUAUUACCGUGUUAUGUAACAAAUGUGUAUUUUUGUACCUUGCAGAAACUGCUGCUAACUUUUAAAUUGUUUGGUUUUUCAAGGCACUGAAAAUGGACAUGUACCAAGUCCAUGCUGUCAAAUAAAAUGCCACCCUGCAGCUAAUAGUCCCACAGAGACAUACUGACUGCGGAGGAGAGUUCUUUCACUCAGCAAGCCCGAGCUCCCUUUGAGUUGACCAUUUCAUACAUAAUGAGUUGUGGCCUUAAGUUUUUACUCAUAGUUUUUCUAGGGGAAAAGGAGUGAAAUUGUUUUUCCUUUUUAUAUUUUUAAAUCUCGUUUACCAAACAAGUUAUGUUUUAUACCUAGAAGUUCCCCUUUUGUCAGAAAUUGUGUUCUUUCAUUGUAUUCCCGGAGUGAUACAGACAAGUGUGUCCACAUGCCAAAAGAAAUAACAGCUCACUUUGAUUGCAUGUAUGAGAUUUUCUUUCACAUUUAGGCCAUUCUGACAAAAGGACCAAGUUGACUUUCUACACAUACCAGGAUAUCUGUUCUUUGAUGUAUGACAGUUUCCCAAGACUACUGUGUCUCCUGACUUCUUGAGGUUUAUUGAGCAGUCUCUGUAUAAAUCUAACCACUAUUUCAAAGGGAUUUAUAACCUAGAAAAACUAGAUUUGCUCCAGCCAGGUGGAAAGGACAAAUCCACUUUGACAGAUGUUACUAAUUAUAUUUCUACAAUGUAUAAACACACACACCACACUAAAUUCUAUCCAAAUUUUAGAGAAACAGAAAUUUACUUUUAAUGAGGACUCGAUCUUAUGUUAAUAACUAUCUUCUUUAUAGUCUACUUAGCAGGUCAUAACACUGAAUCAGAAGGUUCUAAUUUGUCAACUCAAGAACAAGCUUUUUUUUUAAUUACUCCCAGUAAAUUUUAUACUGUGAAUAAUAAAUUUGGG
This is a messenger RNA of Mus caroli (Ryukyu mouse), 7166 nucleotides long. RefSeq names its product Rho GTPase activating protein 20 (gene Arhgap20). Gene Ontology annotation, biological process: signal transduction; regulation of Rho protein signal transduction. NCBI's taxonomy places the organism in Eukaryota, Metazoa, Chordata, Mammalia, Rodentia, Muridae. Gene Ontology annotation, molecular function: GTPase activator activity. The record is from RefSeq and is a predicted model, not a curated record.